This is a messenger RNA of Guillardia theta CCMP2712, 1584 nucleotides long. RefSeq lists its product as hypothetical. The record is from RefSeq and is a predicted model, not a curated record. The transcript is spliced from 17 exons. Bases 56 to 1081 code for a protein of 341 amino acids. NCBI's taxonomy places the organism in Eukaryota, Cryptophyceae, Pyrenomonadales, Geminigeraceae.
AGGCCACACGGCGCAUGCGCCAUGGCAAGCCCAGCAGCCAGAGUGCGAUCUACUGAUGAAGAGACUCAUCGACUUCUCCCUCACGACUACUAACGAGAAAGAGGCUUACAUGAUCACCAACAGCGUAGUGCUGGACGACGGAGAAGACAGGAAGGAGCAACGGGAGGUGCUGGUCGUGUUUGAAGGAGACCGCGAUGAAGAAUGUGGCGAAGGAAGAAGAUUGAGAGGGAAGGGAAGGAAGGAAGUGCACGAUCAGGCGGAGGAGAUGGAGGCCGAUCUUACGGAUAAGAAGUAUCCUACGGCGGUCGGCUCGAUCACAUCUGACAUAUCCAAGACCAAAUUAUUUCUCAUCUUUGUUCUUGUGCUCUUAAUCCUCUUUUCCGUCAUCUUGUCGCUUCCUGAGAUCGCAAGCGUUGAGGGUGGCAGUGAGUUCGAGUGGAGCCCUCGGUCAGUGCAGGACUUUAUCAAAGACAAGAACUUGCUCCUCAGAUAUCGAGAUGCUUACUCGGGUAGACUCUUGAUCGGAAUCAUGGUCAUCUACAUCAUAUCGCAAACUUUUUGCAUCCCAUCCAGUGGAACUGUCCUGAACCUCCUUGUCGGCUACAUCUACAGCGAGGUGACACAGAAUGGGGAAUAUGUUGUGGCUCUUCCCGUCGCCAUCUUUUGUGCUUCGAGUGGAGCUGUGAUGACGUAUUUGCUAUCUUACUUCACUUGUCGUGGACUUGUGAUGCGAACGUUUCCCAAGAGGGUGCAAUGGUUGAGGCAGAGGGUCGCCGAGCUUCAGCCACUUGCGGCAAUUUCUUUUUUAACGUCCAUGCGGGUCUCACCCGUCAUACCUGCCUACCUCCUCAAUCUCGCUGCUCCGCUGACCCCGUUGCCGCUGUGGCAAUUCUGGUUGGCAACUGUGUUUGGCUGCACCCCACACAGUCUCGUCACUGUGACAGCUGGAGCGACGAUCUCGCGGAUGAAACCGGGGGAGAAUAUCUUCAAGACGAGCUUCAUGCAGAUAGUUUGGCUGCUUUUGCUUGCGGUGGCAGUAGCAUUAAUCCCCUUCCUCCUGCGCGUCAGAGCUCCUGCAUGAGCAAAUGAUGCCAAGGGGUGAGUGGAAAACCAGUGCGAGGAGGGUUCGAGGAGGCGGGAGGUUUCGAGAUUUUUGUCGAUCCAAAAUGGUAGGAGUGAAGGUUCAUCUACAGCGAUAAGCAUCUAAGUCCUCCCAUGCUGCCGUCGCCCUGUAACAGACGGCGACUAAUAGCGAGACUCUCUCUCCUUCCUCUCGUUCACGUGAUUGGUGUACCACAUGAUGAAGCCCAGCGUGAGGGCAGCAGGGAUCAUGUCGGGCAGCACGUCAAACACCUUGUGCUUGAACUUAGCGCCGAAGUUGGCGAGCAAGCCGUUGACAUGCUGGAUCUCAAAGGGAGAAGUGUGCUGCUCCACCACUCCUCGCAUGCGCUUGUAGUAAGGAAGCUUGUCUCCCACAGGUCCGCCUGCCAUUCCUCGUCUGCCUGUCGCUGCCAUGGUCGCGCUCAAGCGCGUCACCUUUCCCGUAUUCAUGAACGCACGCAUUGUUGUGAACGAGGAGAGGUA